UGCAGUUUUUCCCCCGCCCUGCACCGCCCUCCUCAAGGCUGUGUGGGCGGUGAGGUAUCGCCGCCUUUGCUGCUCACACGGAAAUGAGUCAAGGGUAAAGAUUGGCAGUGCUAAGGCGCCGAUAUCUCGUUUCCUACUUGACCAACUGCUCUCCUGCUGUCAUAAAAUAACGAUGGCCGUGAACGUAUUUUCCACGAGUGCGACGACCGAGAACCUGAGUCGCCAUGACAUGCUCAACUGGGUCAACGAUUGCCUACAGUCAAACUUUGUCAAGGUGGAGGAGUUGUGUACAGGGGCGGCCUACUGUCAGUUCAUUGACAUGCUCUUCCCAGGCACUGUCAUGCUGAAAAAGGUAAAAUUCAACACAAACCUUGAGCAUGAAUACAUCAAUAACUUCAAGAUCUUGCAGUAUGCUUUCAAGAGACUGCAAGUUGACAAGAUUGUUCCUGUUGAUAAGUUGAUAAAAGGAAAAUUCCAGGACAAUUUUGAGUUUCUGCAGUGGUUCAAGAAAUUCUUUGAUGCCAACUAUGGAGGGCAAGAAUACGAUGCCCUCGGAGCACGACUAGGGGAGUCAAUGGGAGGCAAGGGAGGAGGCAUGCGAAAACCAGCCCCUCCCACCAGCAUGCGGCCUGCAAUGAGCCGCCCUGCUCCAGCUGUGGGCGCUCGGCAGACCCCCACCCGCAUUGCCUCCCGGCCUGUUGUUAACAACCGGUCACCUGCCGGUAGCAAUGCACAGGUUGAAGAGCUCUCUAAUCAGCUCAUGGACUUGAGACUCACAGUAACUGGAUUAGAAAAGGAGAGAGAUUUUUACUUCGGCAAGCUAAGAGAAAUUGAAGUUUUGUGUCAGGAUGAGGGUGAGAAUGACGACUUUGUAGCAAAAGCAAAGGUGUUGGACAUCUUGUAUGCCACAGAGGAUAGUUCUGCUGAGAAUCCAGACGCCUUUACUGAGAACCUUCCAGACCGAUCACAGGAUGGCUUUGCUGCCCCUGAGGACGCGGAGGAUGUGCCCCCGCCCCCUGAGGAAGAGGAGGAGUAUUAGGCACAGCCUCCACUGCACCCUCACAAACACACACUCCUGCUGGUGGUCCUUCACGCUUGGCUCUGAUAAUAUCAGGUGUAACGCUCUUUGGGGACAGAGGUAACCUUGUUACAGGGUGAUUUAUACAGUUAUUCUCAAGUUCACAAUCAUGCUAUUCAUUUGUAUUAUACUUUAUUAUAAAGUAAUAGUGCUUUAAAUAAUGCAUCAAGAUAAGAGGCUGAGGAAAUGCACUUCUAUUGACAAUAAGUAAACAGUUAUGAAGUUUUAUUUCAGGAAAAAAUUGUACAACAUAUAACUGUGUUCCUAACCAUGUUGAUACCAUGGAGGAAGCCGUAAUAUAAAAACAUGCUGGACAUAAUAUGUAUUUUUCUUGAUAGUGGCAUAUCAAAUGCAGUGGAAGUGAUAAUGUUUGGAGUAUGUAAAGGUCUUAACGAAAUUAUAUUUGGUAACUGAUUCAUGUAAGGUGAAGUCCAUGUAUAAAGUGUUGUACAACUAUCUCCAGCUUCAGGUGUGAAUGCUUUAUCUGUAUGGCUGAUUGAAUGUUAAGUGCAUAGCCUGUAUUAGUCACUCACCACUCCCUGAAGCAUUCCCUUUGCCUGCAUGUGGUUCUGUCACAAUGCUCUUAAUCCAUUUAUGCUUUAAUAGGACACUCUUGUUACAGAACCCACCUUAAUAAUGAUGAAGAGGAUGAUCUUGUGCAGGAUAAUGUAGGUUCGAUUUUAAUGUUGUAUACUAUAUCUAACUUUUUUGUUCAUUAUGAGUAUUUUUUCUCGGUACUUUUUCACUGAAUGUGAAGAAAGUUUUACCAUGAUUAUUGAUGAUUUCUAUAUCACUUGCUUGUUAUACUACCCUCUGAAAGUCAAAGAAUCUUGCAAUAUAAUAUAACCUCUGAAUAUAUUUUAAAGCCUUUUUUUUAUUAACACAUUGGUGAAAAAUGUACAUAAAAAGUGUACUUUCAGUGAGCAAUUUUCACUGCCAAAGAGGGAAAGGCCGGAUAUUAUGAUCAGGUUGGUUUAUGGUUCUCUAACAGCCUCGAGUUUGUGGGUGGCUGGGUUCUAAUCUAGUCCUGGAGGCAUGAGGCUUGCAGUGAUGUGAACCCAUCAGUUGUUUCACGAUGCAAUCGGUCACACAUUAUCAUACUAUUAAGGGGAUGGAAGUGUGCUCUUGUUCUCCAUUAGUGAUGAAAUAAAAGAAGGUUCAGUCUUUAUUAGGGCAGUAAUUUCUCAGGAGAAAAGGAUUAUGUAAUGCAUUGUGGGACGUCUCUUGACCCAAGUUAGUGAUGAUGGAAUACCAUGAGAAAUGAAUAAGUUCACCUUAUUUACUCAACACAUCACAAAGACCAAAUUUAAAAUGGCAAAAACUGUGAACAGGUAAGCUGUUAUAUGCAGUAUUGGAGAGUAACUGCUAAGGGCACAGAACAGGGGACCCAUUGCCCACCAGAAGUAAAGUUAUUCUCAAAUGAAACUCAACCCUUACUCCUUAUUUGCAUACUCAAUCAAUAGAGGGAUUGUUUUGAACCUCAGGAGCAAAUCUAUACAUUAUAAGAUAAUGAGGUGUGAGCUGGAAUCUGGGAUAUUUUGCCUUAAAUUACCACAGUCCCAGUGUUGUGGCAGUUGGUUUGGUUUUCUCCUGACACCAGUUUUAGAAUAGAAAAUGUCAUGAGUCCUGUAGAUAUAGAUCACAUUACUGUGUAUAUUUUUUCUAAUGACUGGAUUUCUUAUUGUACAUUUCUUCAAUGUUGCGUAACAAGGUGUUGGUUUAGCUGUCUGUACUAUACGCACUUUCAUCCACUAUGCAUUCCAGAGCUCAUUGCCCAUGACAUGACAGACAGAUUUCCUGCAACUUUGCCUCAUGACUUCAAAAAAUCAGAAGUGGUAAUGAUGGUAUGUAAUAGGCUUUAACAAAUUAACAAUGAGCAGACAGGCUUGUGGCUGCAUAGGUCUCAGUUCUUACCAAUUAAUUUUUUACCCUUAUGAAAUUAAAUUGAAAAUAUUAUAUUGUUUCUAAGAUAUUUUUACCAAGCUUGAUAUUACUAGCUGUUUCUCAUCUUGAGUCUCAUGCAUGUGAGAAACUGCUGAAGUUGUGGCAGGACUCUUGGCUUCUCUGUGUGUGCAGCAUUAGGCCUCAACUGUUGCUGUUUAUGGUUUGACAAAAUAUGUGGUAUUGCAUUAUAAGUUAGGAAGCCAGGUAUCAAAAUGUUGUUGCUGCAGUAAACUGUCAGAUUAAAGUAUAUUAUUUUCAUGUACUUAUUUAUGUUUGAUAUUGAUAAGUUAAUGGAACAUCAAAGUAUCUCUACUUAAACAUCAAUAUUUGUUUACUUUUAAUAAGGUACAUUAGUGUUUCAUACUGUAUUUAAAAUAUUAUAAAGAUAAGCAUAUUGCUGUCUUAUCUAUCUAUAGCUUUAAAUCUAUUUCCUAGACAGUAUUUGACUCCUCAGAACUCCGGUGGUCGAUAUUGUGUUCUAGUAUGUGUUACUAGUUUGUUUGCGACCAGAUCUAAUACCCAUUGUUAUGCAGAGAUGGAAACAGUCUAUGUGACACCUCACUGGUUCAAUUUCCUGUGCAGUAUAAGCAGUUCAUAAGAGAAGUUGAUUUAUAACAAUAAAACUGAAAAGUU
Molecule: messenger RNA, 3655 nt
Organism: Eriocheir sinensis (Chinese mitten crab)
Lineage: Eukaryota; Metazoa; Arthropoda; Malacostraca; Decapoda; Varunidae
Product: microtubule-associated protein RP/EB family member 1-like
Exons: 9
Coding region: 173-1039 (288 amino acids)
Biological process (GO): protein localization to microtubule plus-end; spindle assembly; regulation of microtubule polymerization or depolymerization
Cellular component (GO): spindle midzone; microtubule plus-end; cytoplasmic microtubule
Molecular function (GO): microtubule plus-end binding
Source: RefSeq, a predicted model, not a curated record